Anoplopoma fimbria (sablefish) is the source of this 1519-nucleotide messenger RNA. RefSeq names its product chromosome 7 C11orf68 homolog (gene c7h11orf68). The transcript has 2 exons. Lineage: Eukaryota; Metazoa; Chordata; Actinopteri; Perciformes; Anoplopomatidae. The record is from RefSeq and is a predicted model, not a curated record. Bases 331 to 1077 code for a protein of 248 amino acids.
AGUUUUGUAUCAAAUACGGUUCAUUUCCGAGGUACGUGAUUCACCAUUAACUAGAUUAGUCGGUUGGCAGGGCAAGGGUAUACGGACAUUUUGAUCGCGUUUUCCACAUUGCUCUUUGAUAAUGAGGAUGUGUAAAGUGCACAGUGAGGAUUCAUUGCGUCGCUCACGCCCCCGUAACUGCACGAAUAGGCGCGCAACGCAACCAAACGGCGGCGAGCUUCACCACCGCAGUCGGCUUGUGCGGAAGAACAACACACUGCGGAAGAACAACACACUGUAACAUCCACAGGAGAAGUUCCAGGAGUUGUUCAAUAGCCCCACACUGACAGCAUGAUGGAGGAAGAAGUGGCCCCUGUAGAUGGCGAGGUGGAGACCCAUUUUGCUGCAGAGAUUUAUGCUGCUGAGGCCAUGGCUGCAGACAUGAACCCCUGGAUUGUGUUUGACUCGAGAAGAACGCCCAGAUCCGAGUUUGACGGCUGGCUGGAGAGCAAUGGGCCCUCACAAGUGAACAGGUUUGGUGAUGAGGAAAGUGGUGUUAGUCCUGUGGGGUGGAUCGCUGUGAUGGGCCUGAACUACAGCCCCAGCAACGGGGAUGUUACGGGUCUCCAGGAGAGCUGGGAGAAACAUUUGGACAGCGGCCGGCCUGUCUGCUUCCAGACAGUGAAGGAGCUGGCCCUGAACCACGGAGUGCUCGCGGGCAAAUGGCUGAUGCACUUGGACUCUGGUUUCAAGUUGGACCAUGCCUGGGAGUGUGUGGCCAGAGCAGCCCUGGAUGGCAAGAUCGGUCAAGUUAAAGUCAGUACCCAUGAUCCCAAGAGUGAGGGCAGGCAGGUCAUUUGUGUCUAUAACCAGAACUUCACUGAUGAAAGCGAGGUUAUAAGGCUGGAAAGCGCCAUCCGUGCCACAGGGGUCAAAUGCUCCCUCACCUACAAGCCCGACGUGUACACAUACCUGGGAAUCUACAGAAACAACCGCUGGAAACUGCGUCCAACCAUAUAUGAGAGCAAAUUUGACCUUGAGUGUGUACCCAGGCGUUCCCACAUUUUCAACACAGUCGCCAAUCUUGAAGUAACAUAAGCCUCUCAUAACAGGAUACUCUUGGAGAACGGGUAAUGAAGAGGCACUUGGCGAUCCCAUGAGCUGGGUUGUGCAGUACAUCUCACUGAUUAAAAGGGAUUUGAAAGUCAGUUGUUGAAUUUUGAAUUUGAUCUCAAGUUCUUCCUUUUGUCAAAAAAAAACAAACAUUAAGUCUAAUUUCAGUCUGUAAUAUUUCCUAAGUGACCUGAACUAUUGUCACAUUUUUGCAUUGAUUCUCUUGUAUUCACAAGAGAAAUGAUUUGUGUUCUUGAUGUUCUGUCAACACUUACCUGAGGGAAAGGGUGGCCGAAGAUAUCCUUGAUUUGUAUGCACAGAGAAUAAAUGUUCUUUUUUACAAUAUACAUAUGUAAUUUGUUUGGAUUUAGUUUCUGGUUCAUAUGGAACCACCAUAACAGAGUUGCCAAAUAAAAUCUACUUUUGA